AAGAGCGUUCAAUAACAUGUCAACCUCCGGUGGCUCCGAUGAAAUAGUCCUGGCAAGGUUCAGACGCAAGCACCACAACGCGCAAGGCCCCCAUGGAUCGAGAGUCGGCAAUCCCAGCUGGCAAUCCCCGAGACGGGACGAGCCUAAUAAUGCGAACAAUUCCAGUGUAAGGGAUGACCAAGUGCCAACUCCUGAACCUCACACCAAAUAUGCCUCAAAUGCUGGUCCCUCUCAGCCUAGGACGCCCGCCAAGGGUCCCAACGAUAAGUUUAAAGUUGCGCCCCCAGAAGCACUGGCAGAAUUGAAGAAGUACCAGCAGCAGGUUGUCAAGGAAGCGCACUUGAACAGGUUCAAUGACGAUAGCAGUCCUGAUAUAAGUCCCAAGUUCCUUGCUAGAGUUAGGGAGGGCCCUGGAACAGACCCAAAAAGUGAGAUAUAUCAGGAGAUAGAAAAUCGCCGUCACACUCCGGGAUAUCUUCCCACGAUUAAAGUAACUGCGGAUAACAGAAACGCUUCGCUGAAUAUCGAGAGUUGUGAUGAAGGCAGUGAAUCCGAGUAUAACGAGUUCGUAUUCGAGGAUGCUGCCAGAACAUCUGCCUCUGAAAGAUACAAGGCUCAGUGGAUUCUUUACGCGGACAGCCCCCGUGCGUAUCCCAAGGUGGAAAAUGGGAAGAUUGUUCUAUCCUCAGAGCCGACUCCAGGACAUGAAUACGUUCUUGUGGCACCCGAAGAGGACGGUCUCAAAUCGCAUCACCCACGCGCCAACAAACCCCAGGUAGGUCCUGAGACCCAUAGCUGGGCCGACGUGUUCUUCGCCGACUGGGAAUACCGCCCCAGAUCUUGCUCCAGCUACGAAGCGUUCAGAGACACAUUCCGUCGUUGGCUGGACGCAACCAUAGGGGUCUGCCACAAGGUCGACAUCUACCACCAAGCAUAUUUUGACGGGACCGCUCAUUCGGAUGGGAUGCGAUCCCUUUACCUUCCUGACAUCGAGACUUCCUUGGUGCUCCUUGACAUGGAAAAUGAAGAGACCCGUCUGCACGCACACGAAACUUCAGAAGGCUACUGCCACAAUCUGGAUCUGUACAUUAAAAAGGAGAAAGAGGCCGAGGCGACUAAGAAGAAAGCACAGCGACAGGCUUACUUGAAAGCCUCCCAGUAUGUGCCGGUUCCAAGCCCAAAAUCUCCAAGUGCAAAUGUUUAUCUGCGCCCAGUCAAAACCGAUGAUAUCCCCGGGCUUCUCGAAGUUUUCAAUUGGUACAUCAAGAAGACAACUUUGCCUACAAACAUUACCCUUAUGAGCUCGACGGAUGCACGCCAACUUAUCGAGAACUGCAAGCAAGAAAGGCUCCCAUUUCUGGUCGCUGCCGAACGCAGGACUGGACUGGCGGCCAGGAACAUUGAGCACAGUAACGAGCGGAUUUUUGGUUACGCCCUGGCGAAGGACUUUGUUGGCCAGAUGUCGACGGGUCGCUUCACGGUAGAACUACAGCUGUUCGUGAGAGAAGACAAAAAAUACAAGGGUAUCGGGAGAAGCCUCAUGGACAAACUGCUUGAGGUUUGCGAUGCUACAUACAACCCUCAAAAGGGCUACUUUUUCGAUUCAAGCCUUGAAGAUCGGCCUGGAUACUUCCCCGGAGGCCGUCGUAAGCUCGCUCGCCUCAUUAUCGCUUACACCUACCCAAACGAAGACGAAUUUGAGUACGAACAGAUCAAAGCGUGGCUCGGCAAGUAUCGCUUUAAAGAACAGGGCCUGCUCAAAGGAGUUAGGGUAAAGUUCGAGAAAUUUCUGAAUGUCAGCUUCCUCGUUCGCGAUGUGGGACCUGCUCCUGAUAGUCUUCUCGUCAGUUGACUAGACCCGCCAAACAAAGCAAUGCAAUCGAAGUUCACAGCGAAACUUAGGACCUCAACAUGUUCAUUAAUGAUAUGGAAAAGGUCACAUGGUAUGGCGGCUUGGCUCCAACCCCUGAGAAUCCGAGCCGCUGGUUAUAUGUAGAGAGAGAUAUAAUCAAUGGCAUCCGUUCCUUAGGCUACGUACGUGUAGUCAAUACAGCUUCAUUCUGC
Messenger RNA from Monascus purpureus, 2064 nucleotides. The record is from the annotation of a GenBank genome assembly. Lineage: Eukaryota; Fungi; Ascomycota; Eurotiomycetes; Eurotiales; Aspergillaceae.